UUCAUCUCUCAUACUUCACUGUCAAAACCUUGCUAGAUGUAAAUCAGUUGUACGGUUUGAUUUGUGUGUCACACCUGUGAUUGCCUUGUAGCGUAGAAAAUUAUAAGGUUUGCCUGUACUAGCCAGCCUGCUUGACUUUUCAUUAUGCUCUGACAUUGCAACUUUGUGAACACUUGGUUUGAAGACAGCUGAACUCUUCCUGCAUAUUUUUCAGCUGAGACAGAAGUAACAGCAUGUUCAAGUUGUUAAUUAUAAGGAUUUUUUUGCUCGUUUGUUCUUUGCAUUAAUUAACAAUUUUAGUACUUCCUUUUUCCAAAAUGAACAAUUAAUUUUAUGGAGGUGGAUAGCAUAUUGCCAGGUGGUUGAUGAUAAGAGGAAAGUGCAUGCUAAAUACUUUAAGCUGUUGAGAGUUGUUUCAAUUUCAGUGUCAUAUCAACUAUUAAUCUCAAAACAUCCAUAUUUUAAAUCGUGAGUCCUUGAAAGCUAACUAUGUGAAAGUAUUGUGAAGAGGUUUCUGUUACAGAAUCAAGACCUUAGUGUGCAACUACUUUUCAACUACUCAUUUUUUCUCAUAUUUUUAAACAGGUUAUGCUUAGAAGAGAAGUCUCUAUUACUUCAGUGUUGUCCACUAGCUCAUCUGUUGAUGCUUUAUAUGCUUCCUUUAUAACUCCGUGGUAGAACAACUUCCAAGAGUCUCUGGUUACUGCAGCAUCUGGAUCCAGAGGUUAUUUUUAAGAAAAUGUGGACUGCUAAAACUCUUUGUAGUGUUCGAAUACACUUGCUUCAGUUGAAAGAAGGCAGAUUAUGUAAUUGUAUGUUUCCAAAAACUCGGCAGUUCUGCAUUGGUGUUCUAAACUAUUGUACUGUACAGGCACCACAUAACAGAGUUAAAUGCCAGAUUUCAAAGGUACAUGAUGAAAAGGAAGUAGUAGAUACAACAGCUGCUUUUAGUGCACAAGGAACUAAAAUAGCUGCUGGAAAAAGUCUCAGUGGAAUAUGGGAUGGAAAACAACAUUCAUUAGAAGCAAAAAUGAAACAUCUCAACCUGUCAUUUGCAGCUUGUGGGUUUCUGGGUAUUUACCACUUGGGGGCAGCAGCUGCUCUUUACAGGCAUGGUAAGAAGUUACUGAAAGUUGUGAAAGCUUUUGCAGGAGCUUCUGCGGGAUCACUGGCUGCCACUGUCUUACUAGCAGUGCCAGAAAAUAUAGAGGAAUGUAAGCAAUUUGCCUAUGAGUUUGCAGAGGAAAUUAGAAAAUUGGACUUUGGUGCAGUAACACCUGGUUAUGAUUUCAUGAAAAGACUUAGGGGAGGCAUAGAAUCUAUUCUUCCUUCUAACGCUCAUGAGAUAGCUGAGAACCGGCUCUAUGUGUCAAUCACUAACACCAAAAAUGGGGAAAAUUAUUUGAUUUCAAGUUUUGCUUCCAGGGAGGAUCUCAUUAAGGUCCUGCUGGCAAGUAGUUUUGUGCCAGUAUAUGCAGGAAUUAAGCCAGUGGAAUAUAAAGGAGAGAAAUGGGUUGACGGUGGCCUUACCAAUGGCCUUCCUAUCUUGCCUGUGGGACGAACAGUGACAAUUUCUCCUUUCAGUGGUCGAUUAGAUAUCUGUCCACAAGAUAAAGGACGUAUGGAUCUUUAUGUUAAAUUUGCAAAACAAGAUAUAAUGCUGUCUUUGGCCAACCUAGUAAGACUUAAUCAAGCUUUGUUCCCACCAAACAUGGAGAAAAUGGAAUUGCUGUACCAAAAUGGGUUUGAUGAUGCUGUGUGCUUUUUACUAAAAGAAAACUGGUUUGAAUAGAUUGUACAUAGAAAAUUAACGAAGCUUGAUGGCUGUCAAAGCGCAGCUAUAGACAUCCUGCAAAAUCUAAGGGAAUGCUGUCACAAUUUCUUUAUAUCAAAAUAAAAAUGCCAGUGGAAUUACAUCUACUUUUGUGAAGAAAAUAUACAGGUGUUCUGGAUAGAAUUCAAAAACAUGUCAGAAAUGGAAUUGUCCUUGCAUGGUAAAAGAUAACUGUCUUGUUUAGAGGAGGUCGUUCAGUUUUAGAUCUGUUUUGCCUCAAAGCACGACUUUAUUGUGAGAUUUGUGAAAGCUUGUGUUAUCGUGCUUACAGAAAUUUGAGAAUGUCUUUUUUCAUGUUAUUUAUUUGGGAGAUGAAUCCAGUUUGUACCCAAAAAAUUACAGUCUAUGUUGUUCACUUAAUAGUUGUGCACAUUAAUUGAAUGCUUGCAAGGUUGCUAGUUUUAGGAUUCAAAUGCAUAUCUCCUGUAGUGUUCUACAGGACUUGAACUCUUAACACUAGCCACAACAAAUAAAAGAUUUGCACUCUUUUACUGUGAUACUGUAUUUUUUCACAUUAAAAGUUCUUGUCCUUAUCAGUGAGUGUAGUCUUUUUAAAAUUGAAAUGCUAUUCUAAAAUUUGUAAUGCUGUAUUUUUUUGUCCAUGAAAAUACCUUGUCAAGGAGACGGAAAUAUUUAUAUUAGUUAUAUUUUUUAGCUGAGGAAGAAAGUAUAAUAUUGAAUAAAUAUAUUUUUUGAAGCUUUGUCCAGAGCUUGUUUAUAAAUUUCUCAGAAUGCUAUAUAACAAAUUGAUUAUUUACCCAGAUCUGUCUGUUGGAGGGAAGCUGAAAUAAGUUAGCAGGUAAUGAAUUCAGACUCUUGUGUCUUGGUCUUUUACCAUUGCACUUAACUUUGACUUUAGGUUCAAAAUUUUCAGUCCUAAUAGCUAAAUGCUAAAAGUUGCAACUGUUUGCUAUUAUUUUUAUGGCUUUUAAGUUGAACUUUGACAAAAAUUUGAGGUUGAAUUACAUCUUUAUAUAUGAAAGUAUAGCAUUCUCCGAAAAUGAUGCCAAAUGUCUGCAAAUUCUGUGGAAGGGAGGAGUUAAAAAUAUCUGCUAUUGAAAUUUGAAAGCUUCUUCAGCACAUAACCACUAGAUUUAUAUUCAAAUACA
Molecule: messenger RNA, 2943 nt
Organism: Struthio camelus australis
Lineage: Eukaryota; Metazoa; Chordata; Aves; Struthioniformes; Struthionidae
Source: RefSeq, a predicted model, not a curated record